Messenger RNA from Cylicostephanus goldi, 834 nucleotides. Lineage: Eukaryota; Metazoa; Nematoda; Chromadorea; Rhabditida; Strongylidae. The record is from the annotation of a GenBank genome assembly.
CUGUUCUCUUUUCAGCCAGAAGUGUACUGUGCGCUCGAGCAAGGUCCUUCUGAAGCCGAAUACGCCACGUGUUUUAAGAUCAUAUGCGAAUGCCGCUUGAAAGAGUCUGUGCUGAGAUUGAUCAUUGGGGAUCAUUUUACAAGUUUGGAUAAUCAAGAGGCAAUACGGAUAAUUGAAGGGCUGACAAAGAGAGCAGUUGAGAAUCGAGUGGCUGCAGAUUCCUAUCUACCUUUGGUCAUCCUUUCCAAUCCUGUCCAUCUGAUAGAUCGACUAUUUCAACUCAGCACGUACCGAUCUCCCGGAAUCACUAUGCCUGAGGAGUUCAACCAGUUUGCAUUCAAAAAGUACUAUUGGAAAGCGUGGUAUAUCGUAAUGAUGUGGACAUGUGCCGGUAAAGUCAGCGACGAAAUGGAAAAAAUCUAUGCGACUUACCCUCAACUACGCCUGUAUAUUCAUAUGGUACUUGUAAAAUCAUUCCGGUUUCCUUUGGAAUUUGAAGGGAAAACACCUGAGGAAUGGGAUGCUGUCGAAGCUGAGACGGCUGAGAGGGAGAAAGAGGCCCUAGCCGUAGAUUGUGCAAUGGCUUCACGUUUAUGUGAAUGUCGGCAGCCUGAUAUGGUUGAUCAGCUGAUAAAAAAUGUCGGACCAUCGAAAGCGAUGCCGGCUAUACAGGAGCUCUUCGCAGCAAACUCGUCGGCCAUAGAAGCGAUGCCUGCCUCGACUCUAUGCCAAUUCUUACAGUAUGAUUUACAGCGACGAAAACAAGCAAAGACGGAGGAAGGCAGCGCAGUUCAUACGGUGGGUGAUAGGAGAGGAGCAUCUGGUCACCUUUGA